AUGGGAACUCCAGAAACUAACAGAGAACCAUGUCCCGAUCGGAUCCUGGAUGAUAUCGGCGGUGCGUUUGCGAUGGGCGCUGUGGGAGGAUCCGCGUUUCACUUUAUCAAAGGAAUCUACAACUCUCCCGCCGGCGCUCGUCUCUCCGGCGGGGCUCAGUAUGUGCGGAUGAAUGUGCCGAGAGUCGGAGGAAGCUUCGCCGUGUGGGGCGGUCUCUACUCAACCUUCGAUUGCGCGAUGGUGUACGCGAGACAGAAAGAGGAUCCGUGGAACUCGAUCAUAUCCGGCGCCGCCACCGGAGGGCUUCUCGCGAUGCGUCAGGGGCUUCGCGCGUCGGCUCGAUCGGCUCUAGCCGGAGGUGUGAUUUUGGGUCUCAUAGAAGGAAUGGGAAUCGUGUUGAACAAAGUUUCGAGUGCUGCGCAGAGCGAGCAGCAGAUGCUGAUGGAGGUAGCCUCCUCGGUGCCAGCUGGUGGGACCAUGGGUCAGAUAUUUGGUCAGUCCGUACCGGAGACUUCUUCUGGUUCGGAGGCAGGUUCGGGGUCUUGGUUUGGAGGGUUGUUUGGAAAUGGGAAGAAGAAGGAAUCUGAGGAUAAAUCAGGGAGCAAAACGCAGAUUCUCGAGAGCUUUGAUGCGCCUCCUGUGCCUACUUACGAGUUUUAA
This is a messenger RNA of Microthlaspi erraticum, 660 nucleotides long. Lineage: Eukaryota; Viridiplantae; Streptophyta; Magnoliopsida; Brassicales; Brassicaceae. The record is from the annotation of a GenBank genome assembly.